Messenger RNA from Antechinus flavipes (yellow-footed antechinus), 1973 nucleotides. It is a transcript of the gene MMP27, whose product is annotated as matrix metallopeptidase 27. The record is from RefSeq and is a predicted model, not a curated record. Lineage: Eukaryota; Metazoa; Chordata; Mammalia; Dasyuromorphia; Dasyuridae. Gene Ontology annotation, cellular component: extracellular matrix. Gene Ontology annotation, biological process: extracellular matrix organization; collagen catabolic process; proteolysis. The coding region runs from base 1 to 1539 and encodes 512 amino acids. The transcript has 10 exons. Gene Ontology annotation, molecular function: zinc ion binding; metalloendopeptidase activity.
AUGAAAAUCUUGUCCUUCCUCUGCGUCUUUUCUCUGCUUGCUCUCUCCUCUGCUUUUCCUGCAGAUCCAAAAAUGAACCCUGAAGAAAGCAGGAAGCUCGCUCAGGCAUAUUUAGGUCAAUUCUAUACACUUGAAACAGAAGGGAGCCAUCUUGUUCAAAACAAGAGGAAUAGCCCCUUAGAUGGAAAACUGCGGGAAAUGCAAGCAUUUUUUGGAUUGACAGUGACUGGGACGCUUGACUCUAACACCCUUAAGAUCAUGAAACAGCCCAGAUGUGGGAUGCCUGAUGUGGGUCAAUAUGGCUAUACUCUACCUGGUUGGAGAAAACACAGCCUCACAUAUAGGAUAAUGAACUAUACUCCUGAUAUGGAAAAAUCUGAUGUGGAGGAAUCCAUCCAAAAGGCUCUGGAAGUAUGGAGCAAGGUGACCCCACUAACAUUCACCAGAAUUUCCAAAGGCAUUGCUGACAUCAUGAUUGCUUUUAGGACCGGAGUCCAUGGUAAAUGUCCUCGGCAAUUUGAUGGUCCACUGGGACUCCUGGGCCAUGCUUUUCCUCCUGGCUGGGGAAUUGGUGGAGAUACGCACUUUGAUGAAGAUGAAAAUUGGACAAAAGAUUCAAGUGGAUUCAACUUGUUUCUUGUAGCAGCUCAUGAGUUUGGUCAUUCCCUGGGUCUCUCUCAUUCCAAUGAUCCAAAUGCCUUGAUGUUUCCCAAUUAUGCCUUCAUUGAUCCCAGCAAAUCUCCCCUUUCUCAGGAUGAUGUCAAGGCCAUUCAGUCCAUCUAUGGAUCCUCACCUAAGGUAACUGCUAAGCCAAAGAGACCCACUAUCCCCCAAGACUGUGAUCCUAAUUUGACUUUUGAUGCUGUCACCACCUUCCGCAAAGAAGUAAUAUUCUUUAAAGACAGACAUUUGUGGAGAAUUUAUCCUGAAGCCUCAGAAACAGAAUUUGAAUUAAUCUCUUCAUUUUGGCCAUCUCUGCCAGAUGGUAUUCAAGCUGCAUAUGAAAAUGACAGGGAUGAAAUUUUGAUUUUUAAAGAUGGAAAUUUCUGGAUCAUUAAUUUACAUGACAUUCUGCCAGGUUAUCCCAAACCCAUCUACCACCUUGGCUUUCCAAGGCGCACAAAAAAGAUAGAUGCUGCUCUCUUUUACAGGAAAACAAGAAAAACCUAUUUCUUUGUUGAAGAUAGGUACUGGAGAUAUGAUGAAAUAAACCAAUUCAUGGAAAAAGGUUACCCUAGACGGAUAGCAAGACUCUUUCCAGGAAUUGGUCUCCCAGUUGAUGCUGCAUUUCAAUAUAAGAGGUUCUUCUAUUUCUUCAGUGGGACAAAACAAUUUGAGUUUAACCCUGAUACCAAGAAUAUAACUCGAGUUUUGGAGGCCAACAGCUGGUUCAAGUGUCAAAAAAUAUUAAACCCAUCACCUUAUGAUUUUAUCCAGGAAAAAAAUUCAAAUUCAAAUUCAGUACAAGUGAUUUCUCAAAAGAGUUUUAUAUUACUUGUUUACUGUAUCAUUUAUCUGCUGACAGAAAUCUACAGAUGAUAAAAAGAAUUGUCAAAUAAUAGAUAUGGAGGAGAUUACCAAAAGUCAUCAAUUCCAUAUUUGUGUCCCAAAAUAUGCCAAAAUUAUUCCAGAUGAAUGACCAUAAAUCCUUUCCUUAAAGAUUAAAGAUGGUAACUCUAUAUCCUUUGGGAGUUUCCAGAUUCACUGUUUUAUUAUGCUUACAUUAAAAAGUUCUCGCAUCUCCCAUAUGACAAUCUCAGUACUUUGUUGGCAUAAAUAAAAUAAAUAACAUUUGAGUAAGUGACCAAUAAUGACCAAAUACUAAAGACAUUUAUUAAACCAAUCUCAUAAUUCUUUUUCAAUUAGAUUAAAUAACCCUAACUAUAUAACUAGAGCUUAUAUGUGUUAAAACUGAGUAAUGUGUAAAUCGUACUCACAUGUACCUGAAAAAUAGAUAUUUUGAGCCAUGUGAA